Molecule: messenger RNA, 498 nt
Organism: Notechis scutatus (mainland tiger snake)
Lineage: Eukaryota; Metazoa; Chordata; Lepidosauria; Squamata; Elapidae
Source: RefSeq, a predicted model, not a curated record
UAGUCUAACAUAUUGUCUUGUUUUGCUAAUUGGAUGUUUUUAUUGCAAUUUACCCUACUUCCCUAUUCUUAUUUCAUUUGGGGGGCUUUAUUUCCCUAGAAUGCCUUGCAGUUCAUUAAACAAUACUGGAAAAUGCAUGGCCGUCCUUUAUUUCUUGUGCUCAUCCGAGAGGACAAUAUAAGGGGAAGUAGAUUCAAUCCCAUACUAGACAUGCUUGCCUCCUUUAAGAAAGGUGUGGUUGGUGGAGUGAAGGUUCGUGUGGAUCGGCUGCAGACAUUAAUCUCUGGAGCAGUGGUUGAACAAUUGGAUUUCUUAAGAAUUGGUGACGCAGAGGAGCCUCCGGAAUUUAAGAGUUUUGAAGAACUGGAGCUUCCAAAGCAUUCAAAAGUCAAGAGGCAAACCAGUACGCCAAAUGCAACGGAGUUGGAACAGCAGCCAGAUAUUAAUCAUAACGACUGGAAAAACAAGCCAAUUCAUGAGAUUCUUCAGAAAUUGAAU